Molecule: messenger RNA, 220 nt
Organism: Striga hermonthica
Lineage: Eukaryota; Viridiplantae; Streptophyta; Magnoliopsida; Lamiales; Orobanchaceae
Source: the annotation of a GenBank genome assembly
CUUGCCACAAGAGUCGGGAAUAUGGAGGCUGAGUCCGACAAAGGAAAACUUACGAGCCAGCCUGAGCAAGCCAAGGCAAUAACGGUGUUGAGAAGCGGGAAAGAAGUUGACAACAAGGUGAAAAUGCCCGAGCCCGAUGACCUCAAACCAACCGACCAGCCCAAAGAGACCGAUGACAGCGCAAAGAGCACAGAUACCAAUUUGGGAAAACUGACAAAGA